Molecule: messenger RNA, 1014 nt
Organism: Lotus japonicus
Lineage: Eukaryota; Viridiplantae; Streptophyta; Magnoliopsida; Fabales; Fabaceae
Exons: 1
Coding region: 1-1014 (337 amino acids)
Molecular function (GO): catalytic activity
Source: RefSeq, a predicted model, not a curated record
AUGGAUAGUCUAAUAUGGAAUUGUAGGGGAGCUGGUAAAAGAAACUUUGCCAGCCUCAUAAAUGAUUACACAAGGAUAUACAAUCUGAAGUUCUUGGCUAUCUUAGAGCCUAGAAUUAGUGGAAAUAGAGCUGAUGCUGUUCUAAAUAAAUUUAAUUUUGAUGGUGUUGUUAAACUUGAUCCUAUUGGAUUUUCAGGAGGUAUUUGGUGUUGCUGGAACAGUGCUGCAGUCUCUAUCACUGUUGUGGCUGUCAAAAGCCAAUGCAUCCAUCUCCACAUCAACCCAAAAGUCCAAGGGGGAUGGUUUCUAACCAUAGUCUAUGCAAACCCCCAAGAGAGAAUGAGACAGAUUCUUUGGGAGGAACUCACCACUGCUAGCAACCUUUUCCAGGGAGCCUGGUGUGUGACAGGGGAUUUCAACUCCAUCUUAUUUGAUAUAGAGAAGACUGGAGGAGCCCCUAUGAAUAGAGCUUCUGCUACCAGAUUCCAAAACUACCUGAACACUUACAGCUUGGAAGACAUUGGAGCUAAAGGGACACCUUUCACUUGGCAAAGAGGUACCCUCAGAGAGAGAUUAGACAAACUGGUUGCAAACUCUUCCUGGAGGAACCGAUUCCCAGAGGCUUCUGUCACAAAUAUCCCUCUCCCCUUCUCUGACCAUUGUGGCCUCUGGGUCAGAAUGAGCCUUGACCUCAGGAAGCCCAAACCCUUUAAAUUCCUGGUUUCAUGGCUGGAGCACCCAAAUUUCUUACAGCAAGUUGGGAAUCACUGGCAAGAAUCAGAGACAUGGAGCAAUAAUGUUGACAAAUGCACUGAACAUCUAAAGCAGUGGAACAAAACUGUCUUUGGCAAUAUCUUUAGCAACAAGAAAAGAAUUCUUGCAAGACUUGAUGGAAUUGAGAAGCAAUUAACCCUUAUUUACAAAAAAUCAGGAAGAGUCUUUGGAAAGAUUAUGAUGACAUUCUCAGGAGGGAAGAGAUUUAUUGGGCACAGCAAGCAAAAACCAAGUGGUUGA